CCCUCCACCGAGACUUCAGCCUGGAAGAAUCACUCAUUCAUCACAGAGGUCAUCCUCCUAGGAUUCAGCAGUCGACCUGGGCUGCAUGUUCCUCUCUUCCUACUAUUCCUCAUGAUCUACAUGAUGACCAUGGCUGCAAACAUCUCCAUUAUUGUGCUGGUGGCAGCUGACCGACACCUCCACACCCCCAUGUACUUCUUCCUAGGCAACUUGUCCUGCCUGGAGGCCUGCUACAGCUCCACCAUCUUGCCCAGGCUGCUGGCCAGCUUCCUGACAGCGGACAGGGCCAUCUCCAUCCUCUGCUGCAUCCUGCAGUUCUCCUGCUUUGGUUCUCUCACAGGAUCAGAGUGCUGUCUUCUGGUUGUGAUGUCUUUUGAUCGCUACAUGGCCAUCUGCAGACCUCUGCACUAUGCAGCCCUGAUGAGGACCAGAUCCUGCCUACAGCUGGCAGCGGCAUCAUGGAUCAGUGGGUUCCUGGCCAUGGCUGCCAAUGCCUUCUGGUUGUCAGGCAUGGUCUUCUGUGGCCCCACUGACCUUGACCACUUCUUUUGUGACUUCACCCCACUGUUGACACUGUCUUGCUCUGACACCAGCCUGAUGGCUCUGCUGACCUUGCUCCUGUCUGCUUUGUUCACCCUGCCCCCCUUCCUCCUCACCCUCACCUCCUGCCUCUGCAUCAUCGCGGCCAUCCGGAGAAUCCCCUCCUCUGCUGGUCGGCACAAAGCCUUCUCCACCUGCUCACCUCUCCUCAUCAUGGUCACCCUCUACUAUGGGACAGUCACCUUUGUCUACGUCCUCCCAGACACUGAGAUGCUAGGGCCCCUGAACAAGCUGUUCUCUCUUUUCUAUAGAGUCUUCACCCCUCUUGCCAACCCCUUGAUCUACAGCCUGAGAAACCGUGAGGUCAGAGAGAGCCUCAGGAGUGCUUUCAGUGCCCGAGUCCGCUAUGCCUAG
Molecule: messenger RNA, 954 nt
Organism: Opisthocomus hoazin
Lineage: Eukaryota; Metazoa; Chordata; Aves; Opisthocomiformes; Opisthocomidae
Source: RefSeq, a predicted model, not a curated record